GCCUCGCGCUAUAAAUAGAACUGACGGGGCUUGACGUCACCAUGGAAGCCGCAUCAAGUCGUUUAGUUCGGUGCUGUUGUGGCUGCAGAUUAUUUUUAUUCCCCGAAGCGCUUUCGGAUGGGGACGGACGGAGUACUUCUGAAUGCAGCCCGAACAAUCAAGCUAGAUACAUAGUAGUGGUUAUUGUUACAUUGGGAGAAAAGGAUUAACGUUCAACAAGCUGGCGCGUGAUACCAGUUACGAAAUGAUCUUGCAGUAUUUGCCUAGCUAGCGGCGAGCGAUUCUUAUUUGUACAGGAGCCAUCGAGCUACCUGCAAUUAUUGAAUCGCACUCUGAAGUCCUGCCUGUAGUUUUGGUUGACCAGAUCACACUCACUCAGCCCUAGACAACGGGCCCUGAACAGUAGUAUGGACUACGAGAGACCCAAUGUUGAGACCAUUAAGUGUGUUGUGGUGGGGGACAACGCCGUAGGGAAGACACGGCUGAUCUGUGCUCGGGCCUGCAACACCACUCUGAACCAGUACCAACUACUGGCCACACACGUCCCUACGGUCUGGGCUAUAGACCAGUACAGAGUGUGUCAAGAGGUGUUGGAGCGCUCCAGGGAUGUGGUGGAUGAGGUCAGUGUGUCUCUCAGGCUGUGGGACACCUUUGGCGAUCAUCAUAAAGACAGACGCUUCGCAUACGGAAGGUCAGACGUGGUUGUGCUGUGUUUCUCCAUCGCCAACCCCAACUCUCUGCAUCACGUCAAGACCAUGUGGCACAUGGAGAUCAAGCACUUUUGUCCCAGGACGCCUGUCAUCCUGGUGGGUUGUCAGCUGGACCUGCGUUACGCUGAUCUGGAGGCCGUCAACAGGGCCAGGAGGCCACUAGCCAGGCCGAUAAAGCCCGGAGACAUCCUUCCUCCAGAGAGUGGCCGGGAGGUGGCCAAGGAGCUGGGCAUCUCCUACUAUGAGACCAGUGUGUUCGACCAGUUUGGCAUCAAGGACAUCUUCGACAAUGCCAUUCGAGCCGCGCUCAUCUCCCGUCGACACCUGCAGUUCUGGAAGUCCCACCUCCGGAAGGUCCAGAAGCCCCUCCUCCAGGCGCCCUUCCUGCCGCCCAAAGCACCGCCCCCUCUCAUCAAGAUUCCAGAGUGUGUCAUCAACAACGGGGAGGGUCCUGGCCUCCUAUUGGACAGUCCUCUUUGUGCUGACGUCAUGUUCAUCCUCCAGGACCACAUCCACAUCUUCGCCCACAAGAUCUACCUCUCUACCUCCUCCUCCAAGUUUUAUGACCUGUUCCAGAUGGACUUCAGUGACGAGUCCCAGUGCCUGGUGGUGACGGAGCGGCAUGCCCGGGACUCUCUCCUCAGGACCCUUAGUCUGGACACAGAGGAGGACGUGGCUGUGCUCCCCAACCUCUCCCCCUGCUCCCUCCGGGCCUCUAAGAGUGACGGCACCCUGAAGAUGAUGAGCUUCUCUGGUAAGCACCGGCGCACCAAGCUGUCCUUGGCCUCCUGGAGCAAGGCCUUCUACAGCAUCCACAAGGAGAGUGUGACCAACCCUGUGACGGGCUCCCCGGCUCACAUGACGGUGGUGAAGAUGGACUACUCUAUCCAGCUGGGUCCGUUCAGUGCCGUGUUGAGGUUCCUCUACACUGGGGAGCUGGAUGAAGAGGAGCGGGAUCUGAUGAAGAUCGCCCAGAUCGCGGAGGUCUUGGAGGUGUUUGAUCUGAGGAUGAUGGUGGAGAACAUCAUGAACCAUGAAGGCUUCAUGAACCAGGAGAUCACCAAGGCCUUCCACGUCAGGAAAUCCAACCGCAUCAAGGAGUGUCUCAACAAGAACACCUUCACAGACGUCACCUUCAGGUUGGAGGAUGGAACCAUCAAUGCUCACAGACCUCUGCUCAUCUCCUCCUGUGAUUGGAUGGCUGCUGUGUUCGGAGGGUCCUUCAUGGAAAGUGCUAACAACGAGGUCUCGUUCCCAGGCACCAGCAGGGUGUGUAUGCAGGCUGUUCUGGAGUAUCUCUACACCAAUCAGCUUUGUCCCAUGGCAGAGCUGGACCCUAUGGAGCUGACGGCCCUGGCUAACAGACUCUGUCUCCCCAGACUGACUGCUCUGACAGAACACUAUGCUGUGAGUGAGCUGGUGAAAGCCUCCAAAGAUGGACAGGAUAUAGACGGCGAAGUGCUCACCUAUCUGGAACUGGCUCAGUUCCAUAAUGCUAACCAGUUAGCAGCUUGGUGCUUACAUCACAUCUGCACUCACUACAACAAUGUCUGUGCCAACUAUCGCAAAGAGAUCAAGGCCAAAUCUGCAGAGAACCAGGAAUAUUUUGAGAAGCACCGCUGGCCCCCAGUGUGGUACCUGAAGGAGGAGGACCACUACCAGCGGGUGAGGAAGGAGAGGGAGAAAGAGGACGUGGUUCUCAACAAACACCACAGCAGACGACGUUGGUGCUUCUGGAGCACCUCCCCUGCCGUGGCCUGAGAGGUCUGAGAAGGGUCUGCCUAGCCCCAAACCGCCCAGGGAAUCUGCCUCCUGCCCCGUGCUCCAGCUUCUAACCCUGCACCCCGCUAAGAGGUCCCAACAACACACGCUGUACCAAUGUUUUAUUGUUAGAUCAUCUGAGCAUCAAAACAGGAAAUAACUAUCUGACGAUGCACUGUCAUGUGCCACCCUCUUCUCUUGAAGCACUGUCAGGUCCUACCCUCUUCUCUUGAUGCACUGUCAGGUCCUACCCUCUUCUCUUGAUGCACUGUCAGGUCCUACCCUCUUCUCUUGAUGCACUGUCAGGUCCUACCCUCUUCUCUUGAUGCACUGUCAGGUCCUACCCUCUUCUCUUGUUGCACUGUCAGGUCCUACCCUCUUCUCUUGAUGAACUGUCAGGUCCUACCCUCUUCUCUUGAUGAACUUCCAGGUCCCACCCUCUUCCCUUGAUGCACUGUCAGGUCCUACCCUCUUCUCUUGAUGCACUGUCAGGCCCUACCCUAUUCUCUUGAUGAUACACUGUCAGGUCCAACCCUCUUCUCUUGAUGAUACACUUUCAAAUCCAACCCUCUUCUCUUGUUGAUACACUGUCAGGCCCUACCCUCUUGAUGAUACACUGUCAGGCCCUACCCUCUUGAUGAUACUCUGUCAGGCCCUACCCUCUUGAUGAUACACUGUCAGGCCCUACCCUCUUGAUGAUACACUGUCAGGCCCUACCCUCUGGAUGAUACACUGUCAGGCCCUACCCUCUUGAUGAUACACUGUCUGGGCCCUACCCUCUUCUCUUGAUGAUACACUGUCUGGCCCUACCCUCUUGAUGAUACACUGUCAGGCCCUACCCUCUUGAUGAUACACUGUCAGGCCCUACCCUCUUGAUGAUACACUGUCAGGCCCUACCCUCUUGAUGAUACUCUGUCAGGCCCUACCCUCUUGAUGAUACUCUGUCAGGCCCUACCCUCUUGAUGAUACACUGUCAGGCCCUACCCUCUGGAUGAUACACUGUCAGGCCCUACCCUCUGGAUGAUACACUGUCAGGCCCUACCCUCUGGAUGAUACACUGUCAGGCCCUACCCUCUUGAUGAUACACUGUCUGGGCCCUACCCUCUUCUCUUGAUGAUACACUGUCUGGCCCUACCCUCUUCUCUUGAUGAUACACUGUCAGGUCCAACCCUCUUCUCUUGAUGAUACACCGUCAGGCCCUACCCUCUUGAUGAUACACUGUCAGGCCCUACCCUCUUCUCUUGAUGAUACACUGUAUGGCCCUACCCUCUUCUCUUGAUGAUACACUGUCUGGCCCUACCCUCUUGAUGAUACACUGUCAGGUCCAACCCUCUUCUCUUGAUGAUACACCGUCAGGCCCUACCCUCUUGAUGAUACACUGUCAGGCCCUACCCUCUUGAUGAUACACUGUCAGGCCCUACCCUCUUGAUGAUACACUGUCAGGCCCUACCCUCUUGAUGAUACACUGUCAGGCCCUACCCUCUUCUCUUGAUGAUACACUGUCAGGCCCUACCCUCUUCUCUUGAUGAUACACUGUCAGGCCCUACCCUCUUCUCUUGAUGAUACACUGUCAGGCCCUACCCUCUUCUCUUGAUGAUACACUGUCAGGCCCUACCCUCUUCUCUUGAUGAUACACUGUCAGGCCCUACCCUCUUCUCUUGAUGAUACACUGUCAGGUCCAACCCUCUUGAUGAUACACUGUCAGGUCCAACCCUCUUGACGAUACACUGUCAGGUCCAACCCUCUUCUCUUGAUGAUACACUGUCUGGCCCUACCCUCUUGAUGAUACACUGUCAGGUCCAACCCUCUCUGCUUGGCUCCACAUGAAUUACCUCCACAUGGCAGGGCUCUACAGAGGGUACAUUUCACUUACAUUUGCGCCUAAGUAUUUUGCUGUGCAACCUGGAAUUUGGAUUUAGGAGCACCAAUGCACCUAUAAAAAUGAAGUAUUCUAGCUACGUUGUUCAACCUGUCAACGUAGCGUGGUAUGUGCUUUCUGUUAGACAUGUAACAUUAUGGAUGUAAAUUGUGAUUGUUGAUGUUAGCUGCAGCCACCGACACCAGCCCUGGAUCUAAGUCUGAAUCAUAAAUGAUGCAAAAAUAACUCUGAACCUGAUGAAACACAGGACCUGUUCAUAGACGGGGCUUCAUGCAGCCUUGGAAUAUCAACAACAACAACGUUGAAAGUACGUCUUGUGCUCACUGGGAUACCGAUACAGCUCCAGGGAUGAACAGAGCUCCUGAUUGAAUCGAUCCCCAGGUCGGUAUGUUGAACCCAGUUGGAGGUGUUUCUCUGUAUUCUGAAACACCUGUUCCUUUAACCCACCUGGUGAUGGUAAAGGGGAAACUCUAUACUUGAAAUCAAUGUGUUUUUAUUCAUCAGCUGUAGAGUAGGCUUUCUUUAGUUAACCAAAGCCAUAACUAGUCAGUUUAUCAUAUUUUAAUAUAUAUACCAUGUGAUUUAUUUAUUUGUUGGUGAUAUUUACUAUAGAAACCAAGUGACUGGUUCUCUUGGUUCCUGCUGUCAAAGGUCUUUGAUCUAGCUGCUCAUCGUCCUUCAUCUUCUUUAUAACCAAGUGGCUGGUUCUCUUGGUUCCUGCUGUCAAAGGUCUUUGAUCUAGCUGCUCAUCAUACUUCAUCUUCUUUAUAACCAAGUGGCUGGUUCUCUUGGUUCCUGCUGUCAAAGGUCUUUGAUCUAGCUGCUCAUCGUCCUUCAUCUUCUUUAUAACCAAGUGGCUGGUUCUCUUGGUUCCUGCUGUCAAAGGUCUUUGAUCUAGCUGCUCAUCAUACUUCAUCUUCUUUAUAACCAAGUGGCUGGUUCUCUUGGUUCCUGCUGUCAAAGGUCUUUGAUCUAGCUGCUCAUCGUCCUUCAUCUUCUUUAUAACCAAGUGGCUGGUUCUCUUGGUUCCUGCUGUCAAAGGUCUUUGAUCUAGCUGCUCAUCGUCCUUCAUCUUCUUUAUAACCAAGUGGCUGGUUCUCUUGGUUCCUGCUGUCAAAGGUCUUUGAUCUAGCUGCUCAUCAUCCUUCAUCUUCUUUAUAACCAAGUGGCUGGUUCUCUUGGUUCCUGCUGUCAAAGGUCUUUGAUCUAGCUGUUCAUCAUCCAUCUUCUUUAUAACCAAGUGGCUGGUUCUCUUGGUUCCUGCUGUCAAGGGUCUUUGAUCUAGCUGCUCAUCAUCCUUCAUCUUCUUUAUAACCAAGUGGCUGGUUCUCUUGGUUCCUGCUGUCAAGGGUCUUUGAUCUAGCUGCUCAUCAUCCUUCAUCUUCUUUAUAACCAAGUGGCUGGUUCUCUUGGUUCCUGCUGUCAAAGGUCUUUGAUCUAGCUGCUCAUCAUCGUUCAUCUUCUUUAUAACCAAGUGGCUGGUUCUCUUGGUUCCUGCUGUCAAAGGUCUUUGAUCUAGCUGCUCAUCAUCAUCCAUCUUCUUUUUCUUAUUUAAAGGGAAUGUUGUUGAAUAAAUUAUUUGACUUAAUUGCUUUAUUCUAGUUUUCCUUUGAACUGCCCAGUGUAUAUCCUAGGGUCUGGACUGUUGGUCUAAAGGUUAAUGCAGACAAUAUGUACUGUUUCCAUCCUCAUACUGAGACGAGCCUGAGUGCCAGUCUGUUCCUGCUAAUAUGUUUGGGUUGACAAUUCCAUAAGGAGUUGGCAAGAGAGCAGAAAUGUUUGAUUCACAUACCUGUCAAUAAUACUAUAUGAAUCAAAUUCAGAUGUAAUGUUUGAUUCACAUACCUGUCAAUAAUACUAUAUGAAUCAAAUUCAGAUGUAAUGUUUGAUUCACAUACCUGUCAAUAAUACUAUAUGAAUCAAAUUCAGAUGUAAUGUUUGAUUCACAUACCUGUCAAUAAUACUAUAUGAAUCAAAUUCAGAUGUAAUGUUUGAUUCACAUACCUGUCAAUAAUACUAUAUGAAUCAAAUUCAGAUGUAAUGUUUGAUUCACAUACCUGUCAAUAAUACUAUAUGAAUCAAAUUCAGAUGAAAUGUUUGAUUCACAUACCUGUCAAUAAUACUAUAUGAAUCCAAUUCAGAUGUAAUGUUUGAUUCACAUACCUGUCAAUAAUACUAUAUGAAUCCAAUUCAGAUGUAAUGUUUGAUUCACAUACCUGUCAAUAAUACUAUAUGAAUCCAAUUCAGAUGUAAUGUUUGAUUCACAUACCUGUCAAUAAUACUAUAUGAAUCAAAUUCAGAUGUAAUGUUUGAUUCACAUACCUAUUAAUAAUGCUAUAUGAAUCAUGGGUUUAUGCUUUUGAGUGGAGCACCAUCAGCUGAACCCGUCAUGUAGAACAAGUUAUUCAACUGAUUAGAGUUCAGUACAACACUAUUAUAUAGAAGGAUAUGUUGCUGUUAUACAAGUGUAAACAUCAGAGGGAGAGAGAAAGGUUUGGCAACAACCACUCAGCCUCACUCUGUCAGGAGAGGAGAGGAGGGGAGCAGAGCAGCCUGUACCCAAGCUGUCACUGAGGAGCCAGACCAACACUGUAUACAUAACAGCUUUGGAACACAAUGUCACAUUCUAUUAUUAGUAAUGAUCAUCAUUAUAUUCCCUGGUGAUUCUAUAACCAAUGUCAACAUGAGUGUAUUAUAAUCAACCUACAAUAAAAGUAAGUUGUAGUUCCAGUA
Oncorhynchus nerka (sockeye salmon) is the source of this 7083-nucleotide messenger RNA. RefSeq names its product Rho related BTB domain containing 1 (gene rhobtb1). Gene Ontology annotation, biological process: engulfment of apoptotic cell; establishment or maintenance of cell polarity; small GTPase-mediated signal transduction. Bases 408 to 2471 code for a protein of 687 amino acids. Lineage: Eukaryota; Metazoa; Chordata; Actinopteri; Salmoniformes; Salmonidae. The record is from RefSeq and is a predicted model, not a curated record. Gene Ontology annotation, molecular function: GTPase activity; GTP binding; protein kinase binding. The transcript is spliced from 11 exons. Gene Ontology annotation, cellular component: cytoskeleton; cytoplasmic vesicle; cell projection.